CAGAAACGCACAAUUUUCCGAAAUCUCGCUAAACAUCCCAGGGAAAUUUUGUCGAAAUGGUUAGUAACAGUCAAACAGCUGACAGAUGUCAAGUGAUGGCAUACAAGGCAAGACUCAAAGAAUUCGAAGAUCUCGUGGACCAAGAUGUGAUCGAUCUGCGGAGGCUCAAACGCCUCUCAUUCAACGGAAUCCCAGAUGAUUUGGGAAAAAGAGCUCUCUGCUGGAAACUCCUCCUCAACUAUUUGCCAUCGGAAAAGGAAAAAUGGGUUCCAUUUUUGAGAAAAAAACGCGAAUUGUAUAGGAGUUUAAUUGAUGAAUUGGUGGUGAUGCCAGGCUCAAAGGAAUCCAAUGAUGGUGAUUGCACUUCAUUGGAUCACCCAUUAAGCAUUAAUCCGGAUAGCCAAUGGCAAACAUACUUCAAAGAUAAUGAAGUUCUGCUGCAGAUUGACAAGGAUGUGAGGCGCCUAUGUCCUGACAUAUCUUUUUUCCAGCAGCCCACUGAAUAUCCAUGCAGACAAAUUGUCAAUAGUCUAGAUAUUAAAAGACUUCACACUCGGGUGCAAAGAAGUGUGCUCAAGUGUGCCAACGUGGAGAGGAAGGGUCUUGGCAUCACAAAGCAGAUUGCGUUAACUAUGAAAAAAGCCAAUGAGGAUUAUGCGCCGAUGGCUGAGGGACAGGAGGCUCAUUGGGAGGUGGUCGAAAGAAUCUUAUUCCUUUAUGCGAAACUGAAUCCAGGUCAAAGUUACGUGCAGGGAAUGAACGAAAUUAUCGGUCCCAUCUAUUACACAUUUGCCUGUGAUCCCGAUCUUCAAUACAGAGAGUAUGCAGAGGCCGAUUGUUUCUUUUGCUUCACGAAUUUAAUGUCGGAGAUUAGAGACAUCUUUAUUAAAAGUUUAGAUGAGGCGGAAUGCGGCAUCAACAACAUGAUGUCAAAAUUGAUGGUUCAACUGAAGAACAACGAUCUGGAUGUUUGGCUGUUGUUCCAACAGCAAGAAUUGAAACCCCAAUACUACAGUUUCAGAUGGAUCACUCUGUUAUUAUCACAGGAAUUCCCUUUGCCGGAUGUUUUGAGGAUCUGGGAUUCGUUAUUCUCAGAUGAGAAUCGGUUCGAGUUUCUAAUUUAUAUAUGCUGUGCUAUGAUAGUUAUAUUGAGGAAACAGUUGGUGGAUGGGGAUUUUCCCUCCAACCUGAAACUGCUUCAAAACUUCCCGCCGAUGGACGUCCAGAUAAUCCUGUCCAAAGCGGUGGAACUGGCGAAUCGCACCUUCUAGCAGUCAAUUCUCGCCAUUUACAACAAUAAUAACCAUUCAAUUAUCCCAUUAAUCGUAAGAUGAGCUAUUCCAUAAGUAAGCAAAUUUUAUAUACUUUUUUAAUACUCGAACAAUUUCCACAAAAUUUAUAUAUAUAUAUUACGUUGAA
Molecule: messenger RNA, 1419 nt
Organism: Nicrophorus vespilloides
Lineage: Eukaryota; Metazoa; Arthropoda; Insecta; Coleoptera; Silphidae
Product: TBC1 domain family member 13
Exons: 9
Coding region: 57-1271 (404 amino acids)
Biological process (GO): intracellular protein transport; activation of GTPase activity
Molecular function (GO): GTPase activator activity
Source: RefSeq, a predicted model, not a curated record